AUGAUCGGGAAAUGGCUGCUUCUGCCCGUUUAUCUACUUAUACACCAUCAUUCCCCUGCGCCCGUUUAUCUUCGGGAUAAUUCCUCCUUUUCUAUCCAUCCUUAUCCAAUUCAUUGUGCUAUAAGUUUACCAUUCCCCCCACCUCAAUUUUGUCUCACACGUUCCUUACCUAUCCUACCUACCUCGCCUUUCGUCUGGUUUCCGGUCCCAUCCUGCAUUUGUUGUCCUUCUAACUCCCACCUCAUCCUGGGCUUCGUACAUACACGAGACCUCAGAGAGGGCGAGCGGGUUGAAGAGGGCGUCACGUCUGGUGGACUUGGGCCCUGGAUGAAGGCAUGCUCAUCGGGCGGCUUGCGUGUCUACCCUCUCUCUUAUGAACAUCGAUGAACGCCAUUUAUUCCUGUACCACGUAGUUGAAAUAAUUGCAAUCUCCAAAGCUGUAGUCAAAUAGUAAUAAACACGUCGGCAUUGC
Laccaria bicolor S238N-H82 is the source of this 472-nucleotide messenger RNA. RefSeq lists its product as uncharacterized. Bases 1 to 387 code for a protein of 128 amino acids. Lineage: Eukaryota; Fungi; Basidiomycota; Agaricomycetes; Agaricales; Hydnangiaceae. The record is from RefSeq and is a predicted model, not a curated record. The transcript has a single exon.